CUGCGCAAGCAUGAGAGUAAGAUAAGUUUUCUAUUCCACAUAUUUCACAAUACCAAAAUCAGUCCUCUUAAGACUAAUACUUACAGAUAUUGAUGCUAAAAUCAAAAUUAUAUUCGAAGAAACAAGCUUCUUCAAUUUUCAGUCGACAUAUGCUAGUCAGAACCCUUCCAACAAGAAAAAGAAAUGAGGGAUCGACAAAAUUUAUCAAAGAAUCUUCCGUUGAGCUCCGUUGCUUAACACAGAUCCAUAUAGUGCUUCACUACAACAUGUCCUCGUGGUAAAGAUGAAGGCCCAGUCCCAACCGAGCGCAAGCUCGACGAAAUGCCAUUGCUUCUGCCUUCUGCACAGGAUCUCCAUAGCCUGCAUUGUCCACUGAAGCAGUCCCUGUUGACUCCCUAUAUA
Molecule: messenger RNA, 402 nt
Organism: Ilex paraguariensis (yerba mate)
Lineage: Eukaryota; Viridiplantae; Streptophyta; Magnoliopsida; Aquifoliales; Aquifoliaceae
Source: the annotation of a GenBank genome assembly